UCAGUCUCACAAUGAAUUGGGAAAGAAUUGCACGGAGGACGCUACUCUUUACAUCCCUGGCCGUGACUUCUGUUCUCCUGGGCACCUCUCACGUUCAAGGCAGUGACAAUGUGGAGAAAUUAACCCACUGCCGAGAUAAUGUUGAGAGAUCAUCAGAGAAUAGAUUACUCUUCGUAACGACAUUGGACGGACGCCUAUCGGCUCUUGACGUGGAUGGUGUGGUGAAAUGGAGUGUUCCAACUGGUCCAGGUUCCCUCCUAUCCUCCAGCAUCCACAGCCUUGAGCUGACGAACAACGGCCGAAUGGUGCGAAUGAUACCAUCUCUCAGUGGCAGCCUCUAUCAAUUCGAUGGUCAAACCAUUGAAGCCAUUCCCAUCACAGCUGAUCAACUCCUCACAGCAUCCUUCAAAUUCUCCAACGAUGUCGUCAUUUCCGGUGGCAAGGAAACCCGCUCCUAUGGGAUUUCCAUGAGAACUGGUCAGGUCAUCUAUGAAUGUUCCAUCGGAGGCUGCCAAAAUCGCACGGAUGCCAUCGAUGAGGGAACCACUGAGGUGCAUGACCCCCUUCUCGAUGAUGUCAUCAUCCUCCGGCGUCAAACACAAACCGUACGAGCUGUUGAUCCUCGUUCCGGCGGCGAACGAUGGAAUUUUAGUGUUGGCCACCAUGAGAUGGACAUUGCACGCAGUGAAAAUUGCCACCUGGACCCUGAGGCUGUGGCUGAUCUCAACUACGAGAUAAAAUUAAUUGUACCAGAGGGACUUGUCUGCGCCAUCAGCAAAUCAUCCCCAAACACCAUUCUCUGGAAGCAUAAAUUUGAUUAUCCCAUUGUAAGCGCCUGGCAGUCUGAUGGUACUGAAAAUCUUCAGACAAUAAAUCUCUUUGACUCAGCCCAGUCCCUAUGGGAUGGCAAUGAAGCAUUCCCCAAUCCCUCCCGGGAUACCAUUCCACCAUCUGUAUAUUUAGGGAUGUUCAGGAAACAAGUCUACAUCCAGGAAUCUGAAGCCAUGAGAAAAUCCCUUCAGCCACCUUUUGCCUUUGGGGACAAGCAGGUGGCGAAGUAUACGAAAAUCCCCUGGAAACCCUAUCCAGCAGCAUCAUCGGCAUGGAAACUUAUUCAAUAUGACACAGAGACAGUUUCUGGGAGUGAUGAGGAGUCAGCAGAAAGCAAAGGAACUGCCCUUUCUGUCCUCUAUGCUUCGGAAUUUGUGAAUGGAAAUGGCUUUUAUCUGUAUCCAGCCAUUGAGGAAAAGCAUCCUCUGUGCGAUAAGAACAACUUGACUUCUCAGUCAGAACUAACGGGUAAUGGUGAGGAUAGCAGGGAAUUGACCAUGGAGGAAUUAUUGGAACAUCCACAGAAAUUCCGCUUUAAAUCCCUUUUGCUCUGGUGGAAAGAGAUCUUUGUAAUUGGACUGACAUCGAGUUUUGUCAUUAAUCUCUUCAUCAACAAUCGCCGACAAGUGAGACCGGAAAGGGAUGUUAUGAUUGUUGAACGUCUCGUAGAGACACCCUUUACCAAGCUCAAAGACAAUGAAGAUGAAACCCAGGAAGCUUUGGAUUUGACAAGAAAUCGCUCCCUAUCAGAAUCCAAUAAUCCGGAAAUUUUUACCUCACGGUUCCUCACAGACUUUGAGAUGCUUCAGUGCCUUGGACGAGGAGGUUUUGGGGUUGUCUUUGAGGCCAAAAACAAAAUUGAUCACUGUAAAUAUGCCAUCAAGAGAAUUGUUCUGCCAAGUAAGCAGGAAAGUCGUGAUCGUGUGAUGCGAGAAGUGAGAACAUUGGCCAAUUGUGAACAUCAGAAUAUUGUGAGAUAUUUCCAGGCUUGGGUGGAGACUCCCCCACCAGGCUGGCAGGAGAAUGAAGAUCGCAUCUGGAUGGCACGAGAAACUCUAUCAACGUCCAUUGACAUUGGCACCCCAACCGAAACUUCCCCGCCGCCAACGUACGGAGGAAGCGGGACGGAUACCGAUAGCAUCAAGAAAACCCCAUCGAAAAAGACCAAUCCUUGGAUCUUCAGGAUUAAUACGCAAGAUGGAGUUAACUUCAGCGAAGAGGAUUUUGGACCAAAAUCUCGUGAUAAAAUCGACGAUGAUUCCUCUUUUAUACAAUUCGAGAGUGACAGUGGAACAGGAGCAGAUAACUAUGCAGUAUUGACGAAGAGCAAAGGAGAAGUAGCCGAUGAGGAUGAUGAUGAUUCUUUCAUUGAGUUCCGCCACAAUGGCACUCUCGAUGGAUCAAGUGACAGAAAUAGUCCCAUUUUGCCCACACAUUUCACCAAUUCCAGCCAUACCGUGUCCAAAAACAGGAAUGACGAUCAGCCAUUUGGGAAAAUGACCAGGCCCCGGAAACGUCCCAUGUCACUGGAUCUUACAAGUCAGGGUGAUGUGGUUUUUGGUCCACCAACCACAACAAGGAUGUACCUUUACAUUCAGAUGCAACUGUGCCAAAAGCAGAGCCUGAAGGAAUGGCUGCAGAUGAAUAGCAAACAAGAGAGGCAGAACCAAGUCAUUCCGAUUUUUGACCAAAUUGUCCGAGCAGUCGAAUAUGUCCACGAAAAGGGUCUCAUUCAUCGUGAUCUCAAGCCCAGCAACAUUUUCUUCUCUUUGGACGGUCAGAUCAAAAUCGGAGAUUUUGGACUUGUGACUGAUAUGGCUGACAAUGCGUGUGAUGAGAAUGACCCAAGAAAAUCACCUCUGAUGCCCAAGAAAAAGACACACACUCAGAAAGUGGGCACACAUCUCUAUAUGUCCCCAGAACAGAUGGUGGGAAAGCCCUAUGACUACAAAGUGGACAUCUACUCACUGGGACUCAUACUAUUUGAGCUCCUUGUGACCUUUAGCACUGAGAUGGAACGCAUCAAGACACUGGAAGGGGUGCGAUCCAAUCAAUUCCCACCGGAUUUCUCUAAUCACUACACAAGUGAAUAUUCCCUGCUUCAACUGAUGCUCUCACAGGAACCCAGUGAACGUCCUACAACAUAUGGGAUCAGAGCUAGGCCACCUCUUCAGCAAACAGACAUCAAUCCGCUCUAUCACUUUGUACUACCGCCCAGAAGACUCGACAGUCGUGGAAGUACAGGAAGUUCCUCAGGCCUUAGCCGGGAAUCUGUCUGAAUCAUUCUUAUCUUUCUUUUUCACACUACUUAUUACUUUUUUUUUAAGAUGCACCCAUUCACUUUUAGGAACUUAAGAAACCUAAUAAAAUGAUAAGGAAAAAUACAAGAA
Messenger RNA from Phlebotomus papatasi, 3221 nucleotides. Its product is annotated as eukaryotic translation initiation factor 2-alpha kinase-like. Lineage: Eukaryota; Metazoa; Arthropoda; Insecta; Diptera; Psychodidae. Gene Ontology annotation, molecular function: protein kinase activity; ATP binding; protein binding. The transcript has 4 exons. The record is from RefSeq and is a predicted model, not a curated record. Gene Ontology annotation, biological process: protein phosphorylation. The coding region runs from base 12 to 3110 and encodes 1032 amino acids.